CUCCGGUCCUGUCUCCAGCGGGAGCGCGAGACGCUGGUCAGGCUCCGCGGCGCAGCUCGAAAAUGAAUAAUCGCCCCCGAUUGACUUAAAUUCCACCGAAGCCGGCUCCUCGGCCGCCCGCCGCUCGGGAUCUGCUCGCUGUUUUUUUGCUUUCUCCAUUCUUUCUUUUUUUUAAAAAAUAGCAAAACAAAACCAGCCAGCCAACCAAGAAUCCGGUUUGUUGAUAGCCUUAUUUUUUUUUUCACCGUUUGCGGGAUUUGCAAACCGAGUUACAUGCAUGUCCAGUGGGGGUAGGUUUAAUUUUGACGAUGGAGGGUCCUACUGUGGAGGCUGGGAGGACGGCAAGGCGCACGGCCAUGGCGUCUGCACCGGCCCCAAGGGCCAGGGCGAAUACACCGGUUCGUGGAGCCACGGCUUCGAGGUACUGGGCGUCUACACCUGGCCCAGCGGCAACACGUACCAGGGCACUUGGGCGCAGGGCAAGCGCCACGGCAUCGGCCUGGAGAGCAAGGGGAAGUGGGUGUACAAGGGCGAGUGGACGCACGGAUUUAAGGGGCGCUACGGGGUGCGGGAGUGCACGGGCAACGGGGCCAAGUACGAAGGGACCUGGAGCAACGGGCUGCAGGACGGCUACGGCACAGAGACCUACUCGGAUGGAGGGACCUACCAGGGCCAGUGGGUCGGAGGCAUGCGCCAAGGCUAUGGUGUGCGGCAGAGUGUCCCCUAUGGCAUGGCGGCUGUCAUCCGCUCGCCCCUGAGGACGUCCAUCAACUCUCUUCGGAGCGAGCACACCAACGGUGCCGCGCUGCACCCGGACGCCUCCCCGGCGGUGGCCGGCUCCCCGGCCGUGUCCCGAGGGGGCUUCGUGCUGGUGGCCCACAGUGACUCCGAGAUCCUCAAGAGCAAGAAGAAGGGGCUGUUCCGGCGCUCGCUGCUGAGCGGGCUGAAGCUGCGCAAGUCGGAGUCCAAGAGCAGCCUGGCCAGCCAGCGCAGCAAGCAGAGCUCGUUCCGCAGCGAGGCCGGCAUGAGCACGGUCAGCUCCACGGCCAGCGACAUCCACUCCACCAUCAGCCUGGGUGAGGGCGAGGCCGAGCUGUCGGUCAUCGAGGACGACAUCGACGCCACCACCACGGAGACCUACGUGGGCGAGUGGAAGAACGACAAGCGGGCGGGCUUCGGCGUGAGCCAGCGCUCCGACGGGCUCAAGUAUGAGGGCGAGUGGGCCAGCAACCGGCGGCACGGCUACGGCUGCAUGACCUUCCCCGAUGGCACCAAGGAGGAGGGCAAGUACAAGCAGAACAUCCUUGUGAGCGGCAAGCGCAAGAACCUCAUCCCGCUGCGCGCCAGCAAGAUCCGCGAGAAGGUGGAUCGGGCAGUGGAGGCGGCAGAGCGGGCCGCCACCAUUGCCAAGCAGAAGGCGGAGAUUGCGGCCUCCAGGACGUCCCACUCCCGGGCCAAGGCGGAGGCAGCCCUCACCGCAGCCCAGAAGGCCCAGGAGGAGGCACGGAUUGCCAGGAUCACUGCCAAAGAGUUCUCACCUUCCUUCCAGCACAGGGAAAACGGGCUCGAGUACCAGCGGCCGAAGCACCAGGUGUCCAGCGACGACAUCGAGGGGAUCUCCAUCGGGACGCCCAUGCAGCAGGAGAGCCCGGAGCUGUACCGCAAGGGCACCACCCCCUCGGACCUGACCCCCGAUGACAGCCCCCUGCAGAGCUUCCCUGCCAGCCCCUCAGCCACCCCACCACCGGCCCCCACCUCCAGGAACAAGGUCGCCCACUUCUCCAGGCAGGUAUCCGUGGACGAGGAGCGAGGCGGGGACAUCCAGAUGCUCCUGGAGGGCAGAGGAGGGGACUACAGCCGCAACAGCUGGGGUGAGGAAAAGGCAGGGGGCUCCAGGGGGGUCCGCAGUGGCACCCUCCGCAGUGGCCAGCCCGCGGAGGACUUCCGCACCCGGGGCUCGGGCCACAAGCAGCCCGGCAACCCCAAGCCCCGGGAGCGGCGGACGGAGUCGCCCCCUGCGUUCUCCUGGACUUCCCACCCUCGGGCCGGCAACCCCGGCUCGGGGGGCGCCAAGCUGCUGGAGCUGGAUGAGGAAAAGCUGAGCAACUACGAGAUGGAAAUGAAGCCCCUGCUGAGGGUGGACUCCCACGUGCAGGAAGCGCACCAUCAGAAGAGACGCUACAGCAGGGGGGCUGCCUGCCGGGGCCAGGGCGAGGACCGGGGCUUUGGGGUGCAGAGACUGAGAUCCAAGUCCCAGAACAAGGAGAACGCCCGGCCGGCCGCGAGCGCAGAGCCCGCGGUGCAGAGACUGGAGAGCUUGCGGCUGGGGGACAGGGCUGAGCACCGGCUGCUGCGCUGGGACCUGACCUUCUCCCCACCCCAGAAGUCCUCGCCCGUGGCACUGGAAUCGGACGAGGAGAACGGGGAUGAGCUCAAGUCCAGCACGGGCUCGGCUCCCAUCCUGGUAGCCAUGGUGAUCUUGCUCAACAUCGGAGUCGCCAUUUUGUUUAUUAACUUUUUCAUCUGAUGAGAUUGUCACAUUAGCAAAAAUACCAGUUGGUGUGCAAAAGGGGGACGUUAAAAGCAAAAC
Molecule: messenger RNA, 2590 nt
Organism: Phyllostomus hastatus (greater spear-nosed bat)
Lineage: Eukaryota; Metazoa; Chordata; Mammalia; Chiroptera; Phyllostomidae
Gene: JPH3
Product: junctophilin 3
Exons: 5
Coding region: 278-2527 (749 amino acids)
Biological process (GO): regulation of synaptic plasticity
Cellular component (GO): plasma membrane; junctional membrane complex; endoplasmic reticulum membrane
Source: RefSeq, a predicted model, not a curated record